Molecule: messenger RNA, 850 nt
Organism: Lactuca sativa (garden lettuce)
Lineage: Eukaryota; Viridiplantae; Streptophyta; Magnoliopsida; Asterales; Asteraceae
Biological process (GO): positive regulation of DNA-templated transcription
Cellular component (GO): nucleus
Molecular function (GO): DNA-binding transcription factor activity
Source: RefSeq, a predicted model, not a curated record
CACACAAAGCAUGUCCUCUCUCCCACUCCCACCCCCAUCUCCACCCGUACCCUCACCCUCCACCUCCGCUCUUCUCAAUGAAGCCGAUGGAUGAUGUAUGGAAUGAAAUCAGCGGCCUCCCAUCUCCCACCCCUAACCACUUCCAAGACUUCUUUUCUCCGGUGCUCCGGCAGCCUGGAACCACCACUCCCUUCCUACCUCCUCCGCCGUCCACCACCACCAUGUUAACUCUACUAACCACUACCAACCCCGCGCAUGAAGAUCCCAAUAAGAGACAUAAACCUAAUCCACCACCACCACCACCGCAUAAUAGUAAGCCGGCCACCAGCACUUCUCCACCUGAAUACACUGAAAAAUUCCGGCGAUUGAUGAAGAAUCGAGAAUCUGCUGCUCGAUCCAGAGCAAGAAAACAGGAAGUAGUGCGAUUAGCCAAGGAAAACGCGAAACUCAAGCGGAUGCAAAAAGAAGUAUCUGCGCCUCCAAAAGUAUCAAGACUUCAGAGAACAAAAAGUGCCCCGUUUUGACAAGUUUGCCCUUCUAGAAAUUUAGAUUUUUUUGCGCUUUUGGGGCAAAGUAGGAAAUGACUAUUUUGGGCAUUGGUUAUGAUGAGAUGGGGACAUGUUUGUCCAUAUUUAGCAUUUUACUGUGUCCAUCAAAUUCAAUCAUUCAAUAUGUCUGUAGUAAAAAUAUUCUCUCGUGCUCAUUUGUAUAAUCUCCUUUUUGCCCUUGUAUCUAAACCUAUAUGUAUGGCAUGGAAGGGGGAAGGCAAUCAUUUGAACCGAUGAAUUUGGAAACCGAACCAUAUGUGUUUCUUCGGUUUUGGGGUUUAUGACAUUCUUUGUUCCCUUUA